Brassica rapa (field mustard) is the source of this 1534-nucleotide messenger RNA. Its product is annotated as thioredoxin-like 1-3, chloroplastic. Gene Ontology annotation, biological process: cell redox homeostasis. The record is from RefSeq and is a predicted model, not a curated record. NCBI's taxonomy places the organism in Eukaryota, Viridiplantae, Streptophyta, Magnoliopsida, Brassicales, Brassicaceae. Gene Ontology annotation, cellular component: chloroplast.
UUUGGUAACAGUUUACAAAACCAAGUUUAGGGUUGAUCGUUUUGGACACCAAAGAGGAAACAGUUUGCAUUAUACCUGAGCUUUGUCUAAUGAACCAGACAUGAAGGAUUGGUGGUUUAACCAAACGGAUUAAAUCAGUUAAGAAACAAAUCAAAGUACAGUAUCUAACAAUUAUUUAUGCACCAGUGGUUUGGUUUCUUUAAUGUGGUAGGAGUUUCAUAAAGAAAAAGAAGAUAAAAUGGAACCCUAACUGUUCUAAAAUAUAGAAAUAUAAAGCUAAAAAUAGGUAAUACUAAUUAAAAAAACAGUGCUCUUGUUUUAGAAAUUUCGGUUUGUAAACCUAUUUCUUUCUCCAAAAUCAAGCUUCUGAGAAGGAUGGUGGAGAGAGCAGAAGAGAAAUUUCACAAAACCUCUUCUCUCUCUGCUAUUCAACUUUUUUUCUCUUUUCAAGUUUUUUUUAUAUGACAUGUUUCUUGUGGAACACGGCAAUUCUUUUUCUGUGUGAAAUUAUGGCGACAGAUACGUUCAUCAAGCUGAAUCCAAUCUUCAUUAAUCCCAACCGCUUCAACCUCCGAGAAUGUUCCAACCUAAGCCCUAAAAGCAUCUCUUCUCUGAGCUGCAUUAGCCCAAGACUGAUAUCUUGCAGCCAUGUCAACCCUAGAACAUUGAUCUACGGCGAGAAUGAUAACAUAUUGUUUCCCAAGAAAAAGAUUCCUUCCAUGAUCCGUUGUCAGACGAGUCUUGGGAUUGGAAGGAACCAAAAAUGGUGGGAGAAGGAACUGAAACCUAACAUGAAGUCGGUAACAUCACCUCAAGAUCUUGUCGACUCUCUACUUAAUGCUGGAGAUAAACUUGUUGUCGUUGAUUUCUUCUCUCCUGGGUGUGGUGGAUGCAAAGCUCUUCAUCCCAAAAUAUGUAAAAUAGCAGAGAAGAAUCCAGAGGUGGAGUUUCUACAAGUGAACUACGAAGAACAAAGAAGUCUAUGUCAAAGUCUUCACGUUCAUGUUCUUCCCUUCUUCAGGUUCUACCGCGGUUCCUCAGGCCGCGUUUGCAGCUUCAGUUGUACUAAUGCCACGAUAAAUAAGUUCAAGGAGGCGUUGGAGAAACAUGGGAGGGAACAAUGUAGCAUAGGAAAGACAAAGGGACUUGAAGAGAAAGAACUAGUCGCCAUGGCCACAAAUAAAGACCUGUCUUUCGAUUAUAAACCCAAAAAUAAUGAAGUAAACCGUGAGAUAAAAGAAAAUGACACAAUUAUCCAAAGAUCUCCGACCUCAAAAGAACAAGAUGAAAAACGUUCUCUAGUAAUUAGCCCAGCAGGAAUUGUCUAGCGUCUGUUUUAUUUGGGUACAGUUGCUGUUUUAUUUGUCUGGGAGUUUCAAUCUUAGAGUAUUCGUCCAGUUGGAGGCAUAAUAUUGUGGCUAUAUGUAGAUUAGUGGUUCUCCGUGCUUCACACGGAUUUGUUUUUUUUUUCAUAUAUAUUUUCAACGGGUUAUUGUAUAAUUUUGUUUAAUUUAUAUUAUUAUGUAUUUGUGAU